GCAUGCCUCACCCUCUCAUGCCUCCUCAGGCCUCUCCAGUGGGGGGCGUUAACAUGAAUCUCCCUCCCCCACCCUACCCACACCCCCACUCUCAACCCUCACCCCAUUCUGGGGGGUUGAGCCAGCCUAUGAACUACCCACCUCCUCCUUACUCUAAUCACUCUAAAAGUCAUAUACUGACCACGCGGCUGAAACGACCGAGGAAUAUUCUGUCUGAAGAGGAGGCCAGGAAGAGGCUGCGUACGGACACUGCCAUGGCAGUACUAGCACAACACAUACAGAAAAGGCUGUUUGAUUCAGAGCUGUUGCAAUAUGAUGUAGAUACAUCUGAAGAUGAAGAAGACUUAUUACCAAGACAAAACCAUUGGCUGGGUCUGUCUUCAGACGAGGAGGCAGAGGAGUCUGUCAGCUCAGAAGACGAGGACCUAGGCACGAUGCGUCUGAUCAAGCUAUCCCAGCAUACCUCUGACAUCCGGCGCCAGUACGGCCAGCUGUGCAAGGCUCAACAUUCCAACUCUGCCCUCCAGGACUACAGGAGGACGUUUGCUCAGGCUUUACUCCAGGCAGCCAGGGAGAGCCCUGCCGCCGCCGUCAAGGCGGUGCUGGAGGUAGAUGGGAGGACGGAGAGGAGGAGAAGGAAGAGAAAGAAGAGAGUGAAAAGCGAGGUAGACAAGGGCCUCCAGAAGCGCAGCUGCCUGUACAAGAAUGAAGACCGGAACGAACAGUGCAAUAACACAGCAUUGCCAUAUACCAAUCAUUGUAUCAAACAUAUAAUGUAUAAUGUAGACCAGCAGUUGUUCGACUACUGUACGGCCAAAACAGCCGACAAUACUCAGUGCUGCUUCCCGACCUUUGACAUACGACACGACAUGCCUCUCUGCAUGCAACACGGGAAGAGCGCCGAUAAUUAUGUCCCAGAGCCUGUGCCGGAAACUGAGCUUUUAAAAAGACCCAGGAAGAAGACCAAGCCCUCUGCACUCACCAGGAAAACCAAGAAGAAGAAAAAAGUACCCAAUGUCCGCCCUGAAGAAGUCACAGCUCUGCAAGAGGAGUCAGAUGACGGGCAUGAACCAGGUAGCCCAGAACAUCACCCGGAACUGGACCACUCGCGAGAUCAGCUGCCUCCACAGAGAUCAGGAGGGGGAACAAAACUGCCCUCUGGUGGUGGGGCACCGGCUCCUCUUGCUGCUGCAGCCAAUGACAUUAGUGAUGACCUUCAGGGUGGCCUUGAAGCUGACCUUGAAGAAGUUUUAUCACCAGGUGCAAUUGAUAAGUCAUUUGACCUCCCCCUGGACCAGGCCUCCAAGCUGUUAGAUGACAAUGACAUCCACGAAGUCCUUAAUAAGCUUCCAGAUGACUUGGAUCUUUUCUCAGGUAAAAAUGGUGAAUUUGAACCAACAACGGAGGAACUAGAGAGGGCCUUGGCAGCUGCUUCUGGCUAUUCCAAAGACUCCUUGGAAAAUAUGGAGAAAGACCUCCCAGAAAUGACUGAGGAGGAAUUAACUGACAGGAUAACAGAUACUAUCCUCGAGACUGAAAACCUCAAUGCUUCUUUUGGUGACUUGAGCAAUGAAAAUCUGAACCAGCUCGCCUCUUUGGCACAUAGUAUAUCGGCCAAUGAAUUCAAAGCUAUGGCGCAGACUGCAAGCUCCACUCCAGUGUUCACAAACAAUAGCAUGGUGUCAGAAUCACAGACAUACUCUCACAGGCCCCAUGGCCAGGUGCAUGCACAAGGCCAAGGUCAAAUGUAUCCAGGUCAAGGUCACUUUUCUCAGAUACAGAGUGCAUUGAGUAAUGGGAUCUAUAUGGGAGGUCAGGGACUGCCUCAGCAACAGCAACCACCACCACAACAGCAGCAGCAGCAUCCAGGUUACAUACAGAGACAAUAUUCACAUCCUUCUCAGCAGAUCUACCAGCCCGAGGGUCAGGUCAUGGUGCCUCACAGGACCUCGCCGGGACAUUUUGGCAACGGGCACGCCAACGUGUCGCCUCACGCUGUCAAUGGGGCAGUUCUGGCCGGGGAUCACAUCCCGCCCUCUCCUCACCAGCACUCGCCUCUCAACCCGCGCUCCCCUAUGCAUGCGCAGUCGCCUCUUCCAGGACACAUGCCAGUGCAUGCACAGUCGCCCAUGCAGUCGCCAUUGCCCAGCGCGCGGCCCUGGUUUCCCCAGGGCCAAGAGCGACCCCUCACCCCAGGGACGCCAGUCAGUUACCAUAAUGGCUACCCGAUGGGGACACCGCCAUAUUCCCAAUCUGUGGGACCCUCACCACCGAGUCUGAAGUACACAUAUGCAUCUAACCAGUUUCAGAACAGUGAGUUCAUUCAUCAAGAAGGGAGGUUCCCCCAGCAUCUGAACAUGACUGUGAACCCACAGUUGAUUCAGAGGGGUUUUGAGGCCAACCAGGGGGGGUUCCACCCCCAGUGGCCUGGGCAGCAUGGACAGUACCACCCCAGGGCAGGUCAUGGCAUGAUGCACACACAGGGAGGCUCUUAACAAUUAGUACGGGAUUGGAAAUUAUCUGCCUAGAAAGCACUGGGGAAAUUAUGAUAUCUGGACAGUUAUGGACAGUUCUAUGUAUUGUUUGGCACCCUUACAAGUAUGAUUCCUGCACUACAACUUAGAAAUAUUUGAGGAAUGGAGGCCCUGGUAAUCUGCAUCGCCAUGACAACUUAUGUGAUGGAGACACGCAAGUGUGGAAGACUGCAGGUUUUUAGGGGUGGGGUUUGGGUGGAGAGGGCGUUUGCUUGUUGAAAAGACUAUCUGGAGAAAUGACGGAACAGAGUGCACAAUUUGUGGAGACUGAUGUUUCAUAGUGAUGGGACUGAGCUUUUGUUUCUGCUUCUCUGCGCUGUGUAGCCACUGUUGAUGUGAUAAGCAAGUCCUGUGUUAGCUGAUGAUGAUUAUAUGUAAUGGUAGCUAUGUCACAGAGCAAUGCGGGUACAUUGUUAGUCAGAACUAGUAUGUGUGCUAUACAGAGACUAGAUAAAAUUAUAUAGAUAUAUAACACAAAAUAAGUAUGGUAUUUUUUUUUUACCUAAUGGAACUUGAAAUAUUUCAGGCUACAGACAGAUUACUAGUCAACAGUUAUCAUGAUGGGAAUUAAUCAAAAUAUUUAGAUUAUGUUCUCUAGUUAGACUUAGCCUCUGUGUACUUGUUUUGUUGGUUUGACUUCUGGUAGGAGUACAUUGAGUGAUGUGCACUUGUUCCUGUAUUUUAGGUCACUGAAUUUGGUGUUGUGCUGUUGUACCUGUGUGUGUGUGUAGGGUUUUAGUUGAUAUCAGUAGGUCCUUUUAUGGAGUACAGCUUUUUUCCGUACUGGUUAGAACAGUUCAGUUAUAUGUAAAAUCCUCCAGUUAUAUGGUAACAUUCAAAUUUUAAACCCUUUUUGUUUGAGCAGUAUGCUUUUUUCCCACACCUCUUCCUGUUAGAAAUUCUUUAAUUUUUCCUGAAGAGGUUUCAUAUAUUGUCACAAGUAUCAGUUGAAUAUCAGAAUGCCAUACCACUAAGCGUAUACUAUAUUCAGGAAUUAUUCCCUUUGAUAUUAGAAUUUUUUGCAUAACAUACCUGUGACUUACUCAACUUAUUGCCAAGUCCCUAAAUUGCUUGCUUUCUAGAAACAAAUUAUUACUUUAUAACUCCAUUUAAGGACAGUGCUGCUCCUUACCUGCUGAGGGCAAAGCUCUGGCUUGUCUGCCCCUUUGGAGCCUCUAGUGAAAAGGGUUAAUACGAUCUCCAAUUUUUGGCAUGGUGGGGGUGGUUGAUUUCAACUUUUUUCUUUCUUUCUUUUUAAAAAAUUAUUGGCGCUGUUUAAAACUAGAGGUGGGGACCUUUGCAAGGCUGUUAAAGCCCUUUUCCAGACAGAGGUACUUUAAGGGUCUCUCACAGUGAACUGGUCGAUUUAAGUAUACCCUUGGUUGGCAAGAGGGAUUAAGACUAGCUGAUGUCACUUGCGUGAGACCAGUUUGGGUCAGAUAAAUCGGGAAGAAUUGUAGCAUGUACAUAGCAAAUGCAGGGCAGCAGCAUGCAUGGGCAUCUAUGCUGUAAGUUGUGAUACCAUGGCUUUGUAGAUAAAUUUUGUUUGUUUUGAGAAUUAUUAUAGCCGGUGAAAGUAGAUUUAUCUAUAAAUGAUAUUGAGUAUUGAUUGAGCGACUUGACUAAUUCUGUAUGAAUAUCAGGGUGGAAAUACAGAGUGGGUUAGGCUCUUAUCAGAAUAAGGUUUUUUAAAUAUUAAAUCAUUCAGUUUUAAAAUAUGUGAAGAACCAUGCAUAAGUGAUAUAUGUGUGGGCCCCUGUCAGGUUGUAUUUUAUUGUUUUAGUGAAAGUAGUGCUACUGUUACGUCAAAUUUGAGAACUUUUUCUUAUUGUAGACCAGUGCAAAAUAAAAUGUGCAUAAGGUUAGAGGUUUUAACCUUUCUGAGCAAAAAAUGUUAGGUUGAUGAAAUAAUGGUCAAAAUUGUCAGUAAAAGUAAAUCUGUAACUCUUUUUUACAGUCUGAAAUUGUAGAAAGAAUAUAAUUUUACUGAAGUACAAAUUUUCAUAAAGAUAACCUUUGCAAGGAUACUCUGCUGUUAGUAAUAGAAGUUACUAUAAUGGUAGUUUUUGUUUAUCCAGACUUAGUUUUCUGUAAAAUAACGGAAACUAACCACGUGUAAAUCUGGAGAUACCUAUUAAUCGUUCUAGGCAGCUGUCCUAGAAUCAAAUAAUGUAAAUAUAAAUAUAUGAAAUAGCAAAUGAAAAGGAGAAAAAAGUCCAUUCGAAGGAUGAUAGAUAUUUUUAUGUGGUGCUAUUUAUUGAAUUUUGUACAUGUAAUAAUAUGCUUGUGUUCUAAACUUUUUUACUGGUAUAUGUACAUUGUCCCGUCUAUGUUAUUUCACAAGGAACCAUGAUUAAAUUCUAUCAAGAUUU
Lingula anatina is the source of this 4906-nucleotide messenger RNA. Its product is annotated as INO80 complex subunit D. Lineage: Eukaryota; Metazoa; Brachiopoda; Lingulata; Lingulida; Lingulidae. Gene Ontology annotation, cellular component: nucleus. The record is from RefSeq and is a predicted model, not a curated record.